AUGGCGGACGACAAGGUUAGUGCCGUAAAUUGGGGAGUUAAAAUCUGGGCUUUUAUUCGCAGUUGUAGCACUUGUUUAUUAACGUUAGUUACCUUCAGGUCUGUUCAGUGUAGAUACCAUGACCGUUAUUUUGCUAACGUUAUGUUUUUGCGGAGGAGCUGUCACGCUAGCUUGCUAGCUAGCUAGCUAACUAAACAUUACAUUCGUAUCAGCAACCUGACUUACUGGUCCAUUAGACGACUGCUGCCGUUAUUAUGCUGGGUAUGAUGUCUGUAAGAAUGUAGAAUAGAAACACGAUACUCUACUCAUAAGCCAUAUUUACUGCCUGUAUAAUUUCCAUGAGCUGUCAAACUGUGCUGUGUACCCUAGUCUAGAGUAAUCAAUAGUCCAUCAAGAAAGUAAAACAGUAACGUUAACUACAUUAACACGCAUUGCCGAGGGGCGACCAAAACUAGAAUAGUCCCAGUAAGCAAAAGGACGUUGAAAAUUCGUAUUUUCCAGACGUUGAAGUUAGGUUAAAUUUAGGUUCUGAAUGAAAGGCGAAAAUACGUUUUUUCCGGACGUUGAAAAUAGGUAUUUUCCAGAUGUUAAAAUCAGGUUCAUUUUCGGUUCUGAAUGAAAGUUGAAAAUACGUAAUUUAUAUAUGUAUAUGUUUGGAUCAAAUCUGAACCAAACAUGGACAUCCAUCACAGGAGGCUGCUGAGGGGAGGGAUACCAUUCCCCUGAUUCAGCUCCAGCCAUUACCAUGAGCCGGUCCUCCCCAGUUGAGGUGCUACCAACCAUCUGUGACGUUUAUGUUUGGGCCAAAUCAAGGUUGGUCCAGACCGACGUCUAUGAUUGGUUCAGAUUUGGUCUGGAUCGGACCGAAAAUCAAUGUUCAUGGAUGUUGAAAUCAAGGCCGGUCAGGACCACACCAAAACUGAAUCAAACAUAGAGGUCUAUGUUUGGGCCAAAUCAAGGCUGAGCCAGACCAAAUAAAACCUGAACCAAACAGACGUCAAGGCUGGUCCGGACUGCACAAAAAAAAGACGUUUGCAUUGGUCCGUGCUUACUGGGGUGUAGCAUACCAUGCCAGCCUGCAAUUUAGCCCCAAUUUCGAUCUUGUCUCAUCGCUGCAACUCCCCAACGGGCUCGGGAGGCAAAGGUCGAGUCAUGCAUCCUCCAGAAACAUAACCCGUCAAACCGCGCUUCUUAACACCCGCCGCAGGAAACACAUUCACCCGCAACAAGGAGUCGCUACAGCGCGAUUAGCCCAAAAAAACUGCUUAACCCAGACGACGCUGGGCCAAUUGUGCGCUGCCAUGUGUAACUCUCGAUCACGAACCGGGGUCUGUAAUGACGCCUCUAGCACUGUGAUGCAGUGCCUUAGACCGCUGCGCCACUUGGAGCCCCAAUGGAAUUUUAUGAAUGCCCAUCUAUCCAUGUGUUAGGCCUACCGUUUGUAUAACAGGCAGUUGCAUUGGCUUUAUUAGUCCUGAUUCCUGUGACUAAUCAAUUUGGCUAUUUAAGCUCUGAAUAUCAGCUCCCAACUUUAUCAGGAGUUAUGCUGAGCCUAUUUGCAAAAAGAGUCAAUGUGUUUACACAGCCGAAAUGCAGAAAUAUUUACAUUUUUUUGCUAUGAUCAGCUUAUCAAAAAUAUACGGAUACCAACUUUAAACCAUGACAAUUUAGCCCACGGGGUGAAACUCCUGGACAGCAGUUGUGAGAAUCCUGAAUGUUCAUUCCAUAUUGUCCAUUUUACUUUGACCUGUCCCGUUUUUAGGAUAUGUUGUUUAAAAUGGCAGUGCGUUUGUUUAUUUGAUUGGGCGCCAUUUAGGUUAGGCUAUUUGAUCUGAGAAACCUGCAUGAUGUAAAAAGUCUCCAUCUCAUUACAUUCUCAUACAUUUUAUCUCCAGCCUGUAGGCUACAGAACACACCAUACUCUUUCUACCAUAGGCUGUAUCUGCUACAUGAUUUAUGUUUGAUGAUUUCUUUGACGGAACGUUGGUGGAGCGCCGCAGCGAUGCGUCUCUCCAAUGGCACCCUGGAGAGGCGGGCUGGGAAUAGACAAGUGAAAUAUUUUGCGCCCUUGACUUUGACGAAGUGGGCACUGCUUAUCACAGGCUGAUAAAAGCCCAUAUGCCACUGGUUGACAGACAUUGUCAUUGUUUCUCGGCAGAAUGAUGUGAGUCUUGGUCAGUUUAGCACAGAAAAAGCCGCCCUCGUCGAUCUGCCGCCAAAGGCGGCCGCCUAAUCCUGCCUAAUGGGCGGGCGGGCUGGCCCUGUUUUCUUGUUUUGGGGCACACAUUUUGUACCAAAGAAUUACUUGAUUCUGCUUUAUUCUGUCUCUUAAUAUUGUCAUUAUAGAUUUUUUUCAGUUAUCAGUAGGCACUCAGGAUAUGACCAACCACACAUAUUUAUAGAAGAUUCAUAUAUUAACUAAAAUCAUGUUUGAUAUGUAUCAUGCUUUGGUUGCUGUUGAUAAUUUACCUUUGACGUGUAUUACAACAGGACCCCUUGAGACAGCUGAAGGACCUGGCAGAGCUUAAGGACCAGCUAGAGGACAUUCAGCGGCGUGUGGAGAAGGAAGUACAGGCUGGGAUCCCACAGGUGAGCAGUCAGAUGUCUGACACACACAUGCAGGCCUCAGGCUCACGCAAACAUGACCUCAUACAAACCCUCACUUUUCUGUAGUUGUUAUAGAUCAGGUCUGUUUAUGUGCAGAUGGAGUACACGUUUUCCAUUCAUCUUGUCAAACGGUCAGAUGGGCCUCAGAAGAACAACCCCAUACCUGUUUGUUGUGUGUUUCAAACAUGAGGGUGACUUUUUGUUGUUCCAGGGUGGCAGUGUGCUGGCCUCUCCUUUCCUUAAGGGCUUCUUGGCAGGGUAUAUCGUGUCUAGGCUGCGAUCCUCCGCGGUUUUGGGCGUGAUCCUUGGGACUUGCACAGGCGUCUUUGCAGCUCAAAACUUUGGAGUGCCCAACAUCGAGCAAACCCUGAAAUACUUUUUCAACUCUCUAAAAGGACCCGGCAAAUAG
Molecule: messenger RNA, 3016 nt
Organism: Coregonus sp. 'balchen'
Lineage: Eukaryota; Metazoa; Chordata; Actinopteri; Salmoniformes; Salmonidae
Source: the annotation of a GenBank genome assembly